Messenger RNA from Lathyrus sativus (Indian pea), 2439 nucleotides. NCBI's taxonomy places the organism in Eukaryota, Viridiplantae, Streptophyta, Magnoliopsida, Fabales, Fabaceae. The record is from the annotation of a GenBank genome assembly.
AUGAUUAAGAGUAUAGUUCGUGACAGAACAAAACUGUCACUACUAUUACUUCCCUCUCGCCACAUUCAUCACCAACACCAACCAUGUCUUUCUGCUCUGGGUUCUCAUUCCUACGCCCACAUGCUCCAACAAAUUAUCCAAAACGGCGCCGACACAAACGCCGGAAAACAUCUCCACUGCCACAUUCUCAAGCGUGGCGCUUCUCUUGACUUGUUCGCUCAAAACAUUCUUCUUAACUUUUAUGUUCAAUCCAAUUCCUUGCAUGAUGCUUCCAAACUGUUUGAUGAAAUGCCUCUGACUAACACCAUCACUUUUGUUACCUUGGCCCAAGGUUACUCUCGUUCCCAUCAAUUCAAUGAAGCCCUUCAUUACAUUCUCAGGUUAUUCAGAGAAGGGCAUGAGGUGAACCCGUUUGUUUUUACUACUCUUCUCAAGUUAUUGGUGAGCAUGGAUUUGGCUCACUUGUGUUGGACACUUCAUGCUUGCAUUUAUAAACUUGGCCAUCAGGUUAAUGCAUUUGUUGGGACUGCUCUUAUUGAUGCUUAUUCUGUUUGUGGAAAUGUUGACGUUGCUCGUCAUGUUUUCGAUGAUAUUUGUUGUAAGGAUAUGGUGUCUUGGACUGGGAUGGUAGCUUGUUAUGCUGAGAAUUGUUUCUAUGAGGAGUCAUUGCAACUUUUCAAUCAGAUGAGGAUUAUGGGGUACAGGCCCAACAAUUUCACCAUUUCGGGUGCACUUAAGUCCUGUCUUGGUCUAGAGGCGUUUAAUGUUGGGAAAAGUGUUCACGGAUGUGCUUUGAAAGGUAGUUAUGAUCAUGAUCUUUUUGUUGGCAUAGCGUUGCUUGAGUUGUAUGCAAAGUCUGGGGAGAUUGUUGACGCACAACGGCUUUUUGAGGAAAUGCCGAAAAAUGAUCUUAUUCCUUGGAGUCUGAUGAUAGCACGGUACGCUCAGAGUGACAGAAGUAAGGAGGCUUUGGAUUUGUUUCUUCGAAUGAGGCAAACAUCUGUGCUCCCUAAUAAUUUUACAUUUGCUAGUGUGCUGCAAGCUUGUGCCUCUUUAGCUUUGCUUAAUUUGGGAAUGCAAAUUCAUUCUUGUGUGCUGAAAUUUGGUCUGAACUCAAACGUGUUUGUGUCAAAUGCCAUCAUGGAUGUUUAUGCUAAGUGUGGUGAAAUUGAGAACUCCAUGAAAUUGUUUGAGGAAUUGCCAGAUCGGAAUGAUGUGACUUGGAACACUAUAAUCGUUGGUUAUGUUCAGCUAGGGGAUGGUGAGAAAGCAAUAAAUUUAUUUUUGUAUAUGCUUGAGUAUGACAUGCAUCCAACUGAAGUGACAUACUCAAGUGUUCUCCGUGCCUGUGCUAGUUUAGCAGCAUUAGAGCCGGGACUUCAAAUUCAUUCCUUAACUAUCAAAACCAUGUAUUACAAGGACACUGUAGUUGCAAAUUCUUUGAUAGACAUGUAUGCUAAAUGUGGAAGAAUCAAUGAUGCCCGAUUUACAUUUGAUAAGAUGAACAAACGGGAUGAAGUUUCAUGGAAUGCCAUGAUCUGUGGAUAUUCUAUGCAUGGCAUGAGUGUGGAGGCUCUAAAUUUGUUUGACAUGAUGCAACAAACUGAUUGCAAACCUAAUAAACUGACUUUUGUUGGCGUCCUGUCUGCGUGUAGCAAUGCAGGACUGUUAUUGAAAGGACAAGCUCACUUUAUGUCAAUGUCACAGGACUACGGCAUUGAGCCAUGUAUAGAACAUUAUACUUGCAUGGUGUGGCUUCUUGGAAGAUUGGGCCGAUUGGAUGAAGCAAUGAAACUCAUUGGAGAAAUUCCAUAUCAACCUAGUGUAAUGGUUUGGCGCGCAUUGCUCGGUGCUUGUGUUAUCCACAAGAAAAUUGAUCUAGGAAGAGUUUGUGCCCAACGUGUACUUGAGAUGGAGCCGCAUGAUGAUGCGACCCAUGUACUUCUGUCAAACAUGUAUGCCACUGCGGGGAGAUGGGACAGUGUUGCUUUUGUUAGGAAAAAUAUGCAAAAGAAAAGAGUGAAGAAAGAACCUGGCUUAAGCUGGGUUGAGAACCAAGGCAUUGUUCACUAUUUCUCUGUGGGCGACACUUCUCAUCCUGACAUUAAACUAAUAUGUGCGAUGCUUGAAUGGUUAAACAAGAAAACCAGGGAUGCAGGGUAUGUUCCUGAUUGCAAUGCUGUUUUGCUUGAUGUAGAGGACGAUGAAAAAGAGCGACACCUGUGGGUACAUAGUGAAAGACUGGCAUUGGCUUAUGGACUAAUUCGGACUCCGCAUGCAUGUUCUAUUCGCAUUAUUAAAAAUCUUCGAAUAUGUGUAGAUUGUCACACAGUGAUAAAGUUGAUAUCAAAAGUUGUACAACGAGAAAUUGUUAUCAGAGAUAUAAAUCGGUUUCAUCACUUUCGUCACGGGGUUUGCUCAUGUGGUGAUUACUGGUAA